AUGGAAGAGAAGAAAAUGAAAGGAUCCUGGGAGCCACAGAGCUUACAAACUGCUAUUGAUAAGGUUAUGUCAAAAGAACUGAGUGUAAGACAAGCUGCAAUGCGAUACAAUAUUCCUAAAAGCACUAUACAUGAUAAAAUAAAGGCCCUAAAUCGAGGAGAAGAAGUAACAAUGAAACCAAAGUUAGGUAGGUUCACUAACACCUUCUCAGCAGAGUAUGAACAAGUCUUGGUGGACCACAUUAAAGAUUUAUCGAAUAGAUGCAUGCCGCUCAUGAAAAAGGAGUUUCUAAAAUUAGCAUACGACUUAGCUGAAGUCAUGAAGAUUCCUCAUCGAUUUAAUAAAGAAAAAGGCAGUGCUGGUAAACAUUUUUAUUACGACUUCAUGAAAAGGCAUUCUGACAUUUCGUUGAGAGCACCGGAAUCGUCAAGCAUGAUGCGCGCCGUAGGAUUUAACAAACCACAAGUGGAUCUAUUCUACGACAACCUUGAAAAGUUGAUGAAACAGUACAAAUUCACACCCUCAAGAAUUUAUAACUGUGAUGAAACUGGUGUCAGUUGCGUGCACAAACAUCAAAAAGUUCUUGCUCCGAAAGCCAUCCGUCAAGUAGGUAAGCUCACUUCUGCUGAGAGAGGCAAAAAUAUCACAGUUUUGUUCUGUAUGAGUGCUAACGGUCACUUCAUACCCCCAUUUUUCGUAUUUCCUAGGCAAAGAAUGAAUGAAAGGCUAAUGAUGAAUGCUCCAGAUGAGAGCAUCGGUGUGGCCCAGCCAAAAGGGUGGAUGAAUAGUGACUUUUUUUUGCAAUAUCUAAGAAUAUUCGUCAAACACACGCAACCAACCAAAGAGAACCCUGUGUUGCUUCUACUGGAUGGCCAUUGCAGCCACAAGACAUUGGCGGUUAUCAAUUUUUGCAGAGAAAAUCAUAUUCACUUGAUGAGUUCACCACCACACACUACGCACAAGCUUCAGCCUCUGGACAGGACAUUUAUGAAACCAUUUAAAGACGCAUACAACCAACAAUGCGACUUGUGGAUGAGAAUAAAUGCUGGAUGUCGGAUAACGGAUUACGACAUUGCUGGUUUGGUAAAAGAGGCAUUUAUUAAAGUAGCUCGAUUGGAUAUUGCAGUAUCUGGAUUCAAAUGCACUGGAAUCCAUCCAUUUGACAGGCAUUUAUUUUCUGACUUAGAUUAUUUGCCUGCAGAUAUGACCAAUAUACCACCAGAACAAACAGAAACUGCAUCGAAUGCACUAAACAACGAACAAGCUGUCGUGGUAUCAAACUUAAUCACAAAAGAGCAAAUGAAAGAAUCUGAACAAUCUAAUAGUGAUCCUAUAACCACAAGUCCCAAACCGUCGACAAGUUCUGCUCCCGAUCUUGUUCAGAUAAUCCAUAACUUAUCACCGUUGCCUGACGCAGCAAAAAAAACGAACAGCAUCUCGAAAAGAAAGAGUGAACGAAGUGAAAUUUUAACUUCAUCGCCAUACAAAAAAGUGGCAGAAGAAAAAGAAAAUGAAAAGAACAUGAAAGAUAAAAAGAAGGAAAUAAAAUCUAAGUUUGAAGUAGCAAUGGGAGGUAAAGGAAAGCAAACCAAAGGAUUUAAAAGCAAAGGAAAGAGCGUAGACAAAGAAAAAGAAGCGAAAAACGUGAAAGCCAAAGGAAAGAAAGGAAAUGCAGUAGAACCAUUAACUGAAACAUAUAACACAAACAUAACAAUUUGCGUAGUUUGCUUAGAAGACACUGACGAAGACUGGAUCCAGUGCUCAUCCUGUCGUGGGUGGGUACAUGAAGCAUGUGCAGACAUUCCAGAGUGUGGAGAUGGCUACAUAUGUGAUCGAUGCAGGUUAUUUUGA
Manduca sexta (tobacco hornworm) is the source of this 1851-nucleotide messenger RNA. RefSeq lists its product as uncharacterized. NCBI's taxonomy places the organism in Eukaryota, Metazoa, Arthropoda, Insecta, Lepidoptera, Sphingidae. Gene Ontology annotation, molecular function: DNA binding. Gene Ontology annotation, cellular component: nucleus. The transcript has a single exon. The coding region runs from base 1 to 1851 and encodes 616 amino acids. The record is from RefSeq and is a predicted model, not a curated record.